This is a messenger RNA of Plectropomus leopardus (leopard coralgrouper), 459 nucleotides long. The record is from RefSeq and is a predicted model, not a curated record. Lineage: Eukaryota; Metazoa; Chordata; Actinopteri; Perciformes; Serranidae.
UGAAGCGACACAUGCAAAGAACUCCCAAAAUGACUCACAUGAUGGACAAACUCUUGAAAUCUCAGCUCGAGGGCUUCAUGGCGUUGGUCUUUCUUCUUCUAACACACUCUGGUGGAGGUCAGUCUCAGGUGACUGGAACGUCUCUGCCUAUAGUGGCAAUGAUUGGUGAUGACGCCGUUCUGCCAUGUCACCUGGAAACUGCUACGGAUGCCACACACCUGACCGCAGAGUGGACCAGAUCCGACCUGGACCCCAGAUUUGUUUAUUUUAGGCGAGACGGUGUUGAGUUUCAGCAGGAGCAAAAUCCUCUCUACACGGGGAGAACAUCGCUGUCCACCAACAAACUAAAGUUUGGAGACAUUUCACUAAAACUCUCCAAAGUAAGACUCUCUGACGCCGGGACCUACAGAUGCCUCGUUCCUAAAUCUGGUACAGAAUCUGCGAUCGUGCUUACUGUUG